AUGCACCCGCCGCUGUAUCCGGGGUCCUCAGCUGACGCAAGGGCGCUGAGGGAGGUGCUGUCGAGGCCGGCAAGCGGGGUCACCGUGCUCUGCGUCGACCCCCCCGCGAGCUACACGGGCGAUGCCUUCGUCCGCAGCGCCCUCUUGGGCCGAGCCGCGACGGUGCACGUCCAAGCGGGAGAGGGCUAUGGAUCCCUGGCGUCGUGUUUGGCCCGGGGUCUGGGGGUGGAGUUUAUGGCCAUCAAGCUCCAGAUGUCAGCACUGUUGCCGGGCCUGGCCGCCGGCGAACAGGCCUCCUCGGGCGCGAGGGGGAGGGCGGGGGGGUCAUCUUCGACGGACGCAACCAACAGCGAGCUGUCGGACAUAAGGGCCGUGCUGGAGACCGCGACGGCCGCCCUGGAGGAGAUCCGGAAUCAGGCUGACGAUCCUCGCAACCACCUGCCUCCGGUGAUUGUCAUGGACGGGCUCCUCGGGCGCAUUAGAGAAGGAGAAGACGUCCCGGCGGCUGUGGAAGCAGUGCUGCGUUGGUGCUGGACAAUCACCGGGGGGCGAAGGCUAGCACAUGUGGUGUUGAUCGCGCCGCAGUCCUUGGCUGUUGACGGAUCUCUAGUGAGAGUCAAGGGUUUCCUAAACGAUGGACGCCUGGCGCCAGGUAUGAUGCGAGUCAUCGCCCUCAACGCGCCGGAUAGCAGCGUGAUCGAGCGGAGGUUCAGAUCUCGAUUUGCGGCCGCCCCGCAGCAGCCAACUCAGGGGGGGGCAGGCGAGGAGGGAGAGCGAGCCGUUACGCUGUGCAUGGAGCUGGUGCACCGAGAGGGGUGUUCGGUGGCCGACGAAGCGAAUGAGAUUUUGACGAGAACCGACUUCUCGGAUGACAGUCCCGACAAGCUUUCCGCCGCACGGCUGGCCCUCGAGGAGAGUCUGGACGGCUUUGCCCUGGAGGCUUGGCGUAGGGUAGGCGCUGCGGUAGAGUCCACGGCAGCGAUCGCCCCCCGCGGCUUUGCUGGUACCGAUGCUGUCGUUGGCACUCCUGGUGCCGUGUCAUCUGCUGCGCUGGCUUCGAACCAGCGGGCGCCGGUCCCGCCAUCAACGUCGGCAGGCGGUAGUAGCGGUGCUACAUCUGCGAAACGCAACACGCAAGAAGGAAGGGCGGAGUCGGGGGUGACGCGGACUAGAACAUCGCCGGGGAGUGGGGGUGGGGGUGAUGGUGACCCCGCGGGGGGAGGGGAGGAGGGAGGAGUGCAGACGGCGAACCACGAUGUUGACGACGGUGCUGCUGUUGCUGCUGGGGCCGGACCCGGCGAUGACAAGGCCGAGUCAGAGGUGCCCGGCUUGUCGUCUCCUGCUGCCGCCGUCGUCCCGAAGGACGGGAAGAGGGGACACGCGGAUAGCAGCGCGGAGGCAGAGGCCACGCGAGAAGAACUGCAGCAGCAGAAGCAGCAGGAGUCGCUACAGGACGAGGGCAAGGAGCCACCGGCGGCCGACAUUACCCCCGACGAACCCGCUUCCUUGGAAGCGUCGGAACUUUCGUCGUUCCUUUCCCCGCGGGCGAGGGGGGAAGAGGAGGCGGUCUACUGGGAGGAAGCGGAAAGUCUUUCCGCCCCGGUUGUGGCAGAAGAACCAUCAUCCAGUUCUUCUUCCGCGGUGGCAGCAGCAAAUGCGGCGGAGGCGAGCGCGGAGGAGGCGUCAGAGGCUGCGGUUUGCAACCCAGCGGACCCCGCCUCGCCUGUGGGGAGGCUCGUGGAACUCCUGGGGGAGCUCGCGGACGGCGGGAAGGUUUCUGUGCAUCACGCCGUGGCGGCGUUGGAUGGGGAUGGAAAAGCGCUGGCGAGGCUGCUUGACCUUGGCGUGCUUCGGCUGUGUCCCCAGACUCGGUCGAGCUCAGUUGGCGCUGGUCGGAUCGACAGAUCCACGGUGCGGGCAGGAGGAACAGCUUCAAUCCUGUCGUCGUUGUCCUUAUCGCUGCCGGGGUCGUCUCUCGACGCUUCUCAUUCCCGUCCGGGAAGAGGGUCGACGUCUGCCGACGUGCUAGCGGAGGCAGGCGCAGCGUUUCAGGUGGGGGCGGCAACUCCUCUGAUGGCGGGCGUGUUUUCCAUCCUCAAGGGGUGCCAAGGAGUCGAAGAGCAGGCCAUCGCAGGCGCGAUCCACUUCUUGAGCAGGGGCGGGAACGAAAAUGCCGCUGCCGCCGCCGCCGCCGCCGCCGCAGAUUCGGCCACGAAAUCGCGCAGCGGUACAAGCUUCGAGGAGGAGAGCGAAGAGUGGCAGGCGCACAGGGAGGCCUCUAUGGCCAUGCUCGUGCACAGGGCCAUGACGUCGUCGGCGCAGGAGCAGGAGAGUGCGCCUGCAGUGACAGCAGGGCGGGGGAGGAGGGCGAGUCGAGUCGAUCGUGAUCGUGAUCGUGAUCGUGGUCGUGAUCGGGGGGGAGGUUCCAGGAGAAGCUCGACCUCGGCGUAUCGCACGCGGAGAUUGCAGACGGCUCUGGCAGCAGUGGGGUGCAUGACUACCUGGAUGGAGAUCUUCAAGGAGCUUAGCGCCGCAGACUCGCCGGGAGGCAUGCUUCUCGCAGACGAGACAUUCCUGCACGAAUUGUUGCGCACCUACCGUCGCACCCUUCCGCCGCCGCCGCCGCCACCGCCGGCGGCGGCGAUCCCCCGCGACAAUGCGGCCGUGAGCGAACCGGGUCGGCUUCGGAUGGCGGACAAGGGCAGCGGCGGUGGAAACAGCGACCGCCGGUCGGGGGCAAGUGUAGAACAGCCCGGUGAGGGUGUCGCCGCACAUACAACCAGCGGCGUGCCAAGCACUGCUGCUAACGCAGGCGAGGAAGGGGGGUCGACCGCUGCGGAGGUGGUGCCGGCUGGAGGUGGAGAAGGUGAAGAAACCAACGCCGCCGACAACGGGUGGAUGAACGCUGCAAGCGAUGACAUCAUGCGGGAGGGGGGGCAGAGGCAGCAGCGGGGCGAUAUCGCAGAGGGCGUUUCCUCUCCUGUGAAUGAAAGAGAGGCCGUAGUCUCGGUAGAAAGCCGCAGCGGGGGGGGCAUCGCAGAUGAGGACGAGGUGGGUUCCACCGGUCACCAGCGGGUAGCGAAUCUCGGGGCGGAGGACCAGGAGGACAACGGAACGGAAUCUGUUGGCGGGGACGCGCUUUCCGCGGAGAUGCAACAGCCGCACGCGGAUGACGGGAACGGCGGCUCACCGGUCUCUCCUGCAGGGGACGGAGGGGACGGAGAGUCGGCAAUAAGGGCAGACGAUCCCGACGCAGCCCACGGUAGCACCGCCACCCCCCAGGAAGAGGCUGCUGCGGAAGAAUCGAGAGGCGCCGGUAACGCACAGGAUUCACCACUACCGCCAGCGGCGGCGGAGGCGGGGACGCCGUCACUGACUUGGUCGGACGACGCGAGAGAAGAAGAAGCGGAGCUCCCUCGCUCGGACGGACGCACUUUCGACGCCACGUCGCCGGCCGGGAACGAUGUGAACGGCGAUCGCAGCAGAGGCAACGGCGGCGAUGACGGCAACGGUGACGGAGGACCGGCUCCCCGGCCACCGUUACCCGACGAGAGCGGGGAAUCGGGCGCGGGACCGCCGGCGGGGCAGGCGGGGAGACCACCCACCGCCCCUACCGAAAACUCGGGGUCCGCACCUGCCGGCGACGGCGAGAACGCAGGGAGUUGCAACACCGCAGGCGGCGGCGGCGGCGGCGGCGGCGGGGGUGACUCGUAUCCCGGUGGCAGCGGCGAGGAGGAGGAAGACGCGAACGUGGACGUGGGCGUGACUGCUCGGCAUGAGCGAGAAGGCAAGAUCAACGGCAGCAGCAACAACGUCCAGUCUCUCCUGGCGACGACUGCAGACAAACCCCUCGGGUAUAGGGCGGCGCCGUGGGCCUGGCUCGUGCCGUCGUGGCCAGGCGCGGGGGGGAAACACCACUGAUUUGUUUAUUUACUUUUUUUUGUAGUGUUUUUUGACGUCGGUGUAGUAGCCUUUGCUUUGCGUCCACCCGUCGCUCGCUGCUCAUUUCUCCUUCCGAACACAACCAGUCCGCAAGACUGGGAUUGAUUGAUCGAGGAGCGGAUAGAUCCGGAAGAGGGUUUGCUUCUGAGAAAGGCAAAAAAUUUCCCGGAAAGUU
Ectocarpus siliculosus is the source of this 4117-nucleotide messenger RNA. NCBI's taxonomy places the organism in Eukaryota, Phaeophyceae, Ectocarpales, Ectocarpaceae. The record is from the annotation of a GenBank genome assembly.